Messenger RNA from Schistocerca gregaria, 828 nucleotides. RefSeq lists its product as uncharacterized. Bases 34 to 633 code for a protein of 199 amino acids. NCBI's taxonomy places the organism in Eukaryota, Metazoa, Arthropoda, Insecta, Orthoptera, Acrididae. The record is from RefSeq and is a predicted model, not a curated record. The transcript has 4 exons.
GUAUUGGGGAACACAGCAGGUGGAGGAAUCGCCAUGGCUGCCCACGGACACCUGGUGUCGCUGCUUUUACUGUUGCCUGUGACGCUGGUCUCAAUGGAGCAGCGCGCCUACUCGGACUCGUACCUGGCGGCGGCCGACCAGAUCAUUUUCAACCUGCUGGACCAGUACCACUACACUCACGGACCAGGUGCAACGCCAGAAGCGACCACCCCCACAUCGCCGGGCCCGCUGGGUGAGGGCGUGAGCGUGCUGCCGCGCGGGCCCGCCGUCGCAGUCCUCCCACCGCCAUCAGGCUCUGCUCCGAGCGCGGGGGCGGCGCACAGGCAGAAGGAGUCUGCGGCCAGGAAGCGGCUGCAGGAGCUGCACGGCGUGCUGAGCGGCGAGGCGCGCAGGCAGAGCGUCGCCAAGGCCGAGGGUUUCUCUGACGCGAUGAUACGCUGGCUGGAGGGGACGUCGCAGCUGAACGCGGCGGAGCAACUGCGGGCGGUGCUGGAGAAGGUGCUGGAGAAGGGCGAGGCGCGUCGCGACGCCAGCCGUCGCCUCGUCGAGGACGCCGUCCACCUGCUGCAGGACACGGAGAGCGACUUCAGCCAGGAGGUGGCCACGUUGCAGCCGCUCCGCUACGCUCAGUAGCCGCCGUAAAUUCACAGUGUGGUCCAAAUGAAGCUCCUGGAAAAUGUUUACAAGUCACACGAUAUAACAGACUCUAGUUAAUUACCUGAGAAACAGCUCCUUAUAUACGAGGGGAUUUCAGUAUGUAAUGCAGCACAUGUUUUCUGAAAGAUGUUUGGUUUUAUUCAGGAUUCAAGUACACCAUAUUAUUCUCCA